Molecule: messenger RNA, 1842 nt
Organism: Schizosaccharomyces octosporus yFS286
Lineage: Eukaryota; Fungi; Ascomycota; Schizosaccharomycetes; Schizosaccharomycetales; Schizosaccharomycetaceae
Exons: 1
Coding region: 1-1842 (613 amino acids)
Source: RefSeq, a predicted model, not a curated record
AUGGAGGAUCUUUCAGGAGACGCUAUCGCAGCAGAAAUUAUUCAGGCUGUAAACCUCGCCAGGUCGGCUGAUAACCAAGCUGGAAAUGAGAAAGCUAUCUCCUACCUUGGUGUUGAGGAAGAACGCGGUGUAACUGUUGUUGGAUCGAAAAUGAAGCCUCGAUAUAUUGUUCUUUCGUAUGAUGAACAUACACACAUCUUCUACAUUCAUCGCCUGAAAGCAAGUGAUAAAGGAGGAAUGACUGUUGUGAGAAGUUGGCCUCUAUUUGAGUUACAAGGAAUCACCGUUAUUGACGAUCGAGAUGUUACAUUCACAAUUAAUAAACCCCACCUGCUAAGAAGCAACGAUACGGUUGCAAGAAAUAAAUUCAUUUUCUCACUUGCAAAACAAUAUAUGUACUACAUGGGUAGACCUCUGAGUGUUCUAACCACAGACGGUCGGAAAGUGGACUGGGCUUAUCGAAACUCUUUUAUAGAAGAAACAGCAAAGCCUUCUAAUACAGGAAAAGUUCGAAAUUCUUUACCAGAUACUACUUUAGCUGCACGAAGUCCUUCAUCUUCUUCUAAAAAUGGUCAUUUACGCAAUUUUUCUGAUGGACCCAUUGUUACAAAUUUAGAAACGGACCUCCCUUCGAAUGAAAAUGAGGAACUAUCCAGCUCUCUUCCAACCAAUACAAAAAGUAUUAAGGAUGAUCAGACUUCAGAAAGAAAACCCAUGUCUCAUACAAAGCUGAAACAUCAUGCAAGAACGCUUAGUAGCUCUAUCUCCGGUAAGUCUACUACCUCACUUCAAGAUUCUACCUUUCCUCAAAUAGAAGAGCCUAAUUCUGAGAAGAGCCCCAUAAAAAGGCCUUCUUAUAAAGAUAAUUUUAUACAGGAGCAAGCUCAAUUAUUUCCGCCAAAAUCCCCCCUGCGAAAGGGAGGGCGCAAAGAUGCAAGUCUCAAUACUGAUACAAAAAAGGAUGUAUUUCAAAGCAGAAAGAAAUCUACGCCUUCGUCUUCAUCAAGGGAUUUUUUUUCGCAAGACCCAAUGUCAUUGAUGGAUGAGAAGCCUUAUGCUAGUCGUUCAAAAGAACACAACGUUUUGUUAUCUGAUGAGCCUAACAUGAUUUUAAGUGAUUCAAGUGGUUUCAAUGAAAAUCCCUUUCAUUCAAACCUGGAUUCAGCUUAUAGUCAACUACCUUCGAUAGAAGGAUCAUCACCUAUUCGUGCUCCCUCUAUUUCAGCUAAAAGUUCUUUGAGGAAUACUCCGGCAUCUGUUCCCAAAAAAAUCAAUCAUUCUCCCUCUUCUGGUCUUCAGAUUCCAGCAAAACAUCCAUCUCGUCAAGGUUUACCAGUAAGUACAACGAACACGAGUGAUUUCAAUCUAUCAUCUUUGAGUUUCCAACCUUCCGAAUCACAAGACUUUACUGUUUCAGCUCGUCCAAAUUUAGGCACUGUAUCUAACAAUCAAGUCUCAAGUGACACUUCGCCUGUCCGGAACGAAUUGACCCCUGCUCAACGAGGCUCCAUCAUUGAAGAAGCUUACAAUGUGCAUUCCAAAAUUAGUAUAAAUAGCCUACCGAAGGAUGUGACGGAGGAAAUGUCUCAAUUGAAUUGGAGUAACAAAGCAACUUAUAAGGAUUAUUACGACUCUAUGGAAUCUCAGUUCAACACUUCAAUGAAGAAAAGUGUACAAAAUCUUGUAGAAGAGGAUGGAAAAAUGGAGAAAAUAAGGGAAAAUAUUGAUAACUGCGUUGCAGGAUGCGAUUCUUUAAGCUCGACGAUUAAUUUGUUUUCACUAGAACUUUCCGAGGCAUUAAACGAUAUUAUGACUAAUAAUCAACAAAUAAAGCACAGGUAA